AUGUCCGGCCCGGAGGCCGCGGGCAGCCCCGGAGCCCGCACCAGCGACUGGUACCGCACCAGCUCCGGCCUGCCCGGCCGCUUCCAGCAGCCCUCCUGCUUCCAGGGAUACGGGCAGCCCGAGCCUCACCCCCUGUACCGGACCUCCAACGGCGAGUACGGCAGCAGAGCCCCCACGGUGCAUGAGGUGCCGACCUCCUUUCACGUCACCUCCCACGCCUUCACGGACACCCUGGCACAGUGUGGCAUGUACCGGGACAACGGACUCAACACCUGCCUGGAGAAGAGCCGAGUCACCGGCACAGCCAACUUCAUCACCACCUCUGACCACCUCAACUUCCACCCCAGCUACAGCCCCCAUGGCCCAUCCUUCUGUUAG
Molecule: messenger RNA, 378 nt
Organism: Indicator indicator
Lineage: Eukaryota; Metazoa; Chordata; Aves; Piciformes; Indicatoridae
Gene: PIERCE1
Product: piercer of microtubule wall 1
Exons: 3
Coding region: 1-378 (125 amino acids)
Biological process (GO): axoneme assembly
Cellular component (GO): axonemal microtubule
Source: RefSeq, a predicted model, not a curated record